Molecule: messenger RNA, 2250 nt
Organism: Adineta steineri
Lineage: Eukaryota; Metazoa; Rotifera; Eurotatoria; Adinetida; Adinetidae
Source: the annotation of a GenBank genome assembly
AUGAAUCAAAAUAAGGUAGUUUAUACUGGAUUAGGUCUUGUUAUUGCAAUUGUUUUAUUUAUUGGUGGAAUUCUUAUCGGUCGUUUUGCUAUUCCAAGACCAGCAAAUACGAUUGAUAUAUCAACAGAAAUUAAACAUUCUGAAGAAGAAUAUAUAAGUAUAUGGAAUAAUUUCAAACAACAAUUUCUUGAUUCAAUUAGUGCACAAGAAAUUGAAAGUAAUCUUCGAGAUUAUGCUAAAAAAACUCAUUUAGCUGGAACAGAUGAUGAUCGUCUUGAAGCGGAAUCCAUUGCUGGUAAAUGGCGUGGACAUGGAUUAGAUGUAACUAUUCAUCCAUAUGCUGUAUUACUCUCAUAUCCAGAUCCAAUUCAACCAAAUAUUGUAUCAAUUUUUGAUCCAAAUAAUAAUUUAAUAUUUCAAUCAAAUGGAAGUGAAUCUAUAUUUAAUGAAGAUGAUAAAUCAUUACCAUUUCAUAAGAUAAUUCGACCAUUUCUUGCUUAUACAACAAAUGGAACUGCACGAAGUCAAAAAUUAUUUUAUGUUAAUUUUUGUACAAUGGAUGAUUUUCGUUUUCUUGAAACUGUUUUAAAUAAAGAUGAAUUAAAUAAUAGUAUUGUUAUUUGUCGAUAUGGGAAAAUUUUUCGUGGAAAUAAAAUUAGUAAUGCUGAAAAAUAUGGUAUUAUUGGAGUUAUAUUAUAUAGUGAUCCAAUUAACGUUGCACUAAGUCCAAAUAUAUCUAAUUUGACUUAUCCAAAUUCUAUCUAUAUGCCUGACAUGGGACAACAACGUGGUUCAGCAUUGGCUCUAUCUGGAGAUCCAUUAACACCACAUUAUCCUUCUAAAGAUUAUAUGUUUAGAACACCAAUAGAUAAUAAUCCUCAUUUACCAAAGAUUGUUGCUCAACAAAUCGGUUAUAAAGAAGCGAGAGAAAUAUUAACUCAAAUGACUGGAACAUCUGUUAUAUCGAAUUGGACUGGUGGUUUUCAUGAAGUGAGAUAUGUUUAUGGUGGUUUUCUAUCAGAUAAUUUGUCUAUACAAAUAUCAUCAUAUAAUACAUUACAAAUACGACGUGUACAUAAUGUAAUUGGAACUAUCACUGGUCAUAUUGAACCGGAUCGUUAUGUACUUAUUGGAGCUCAUUUUGAUGCUUGGAAUUUUGGUGCUCAGGAUGAUGGAUCGGGUACAGCUGUUAAUCAUGAAUUAGUGCGUGCAUUUGGAUCAUUAAUGAAAUCGAACUGGAAACCGAGACGAAGUUUAAUGUUUUGUGCUUGGGCUGCUGAGGAGUAUGGUGUUGUUGGAUCGCUUGAGUUUGUCGAAGAAUAUGCUAAAAUCUUAGGUUCACGUGUUGUUUCAUAUAUUAAUAUGGAUAGUAUUGUCAGAGGUAAUCAAUUCAUGUUAAUGAGAAUGUCUCCAUUACUUUAUGAUUUUUCUAUUGAUAUAUCUAAACAAGUCAAAGCACCUUAUACCAAUGAAACAAUUUAUGAACAAUGGAUACGUCAUAAUAAUGGUGAGAAAGAUAUUGGGAAAAAGUAUUUUGAAAUGGGACUUGGUGCUAGUUCAGAUUUUGAUGGUUUUAAUCAAAUUGCUUCAAGUUCAAAUCUUGUUGUGAUUUAUAGAAAUCAAUCUAUUAACAAAAAUUUGGAUUCCAGUCCAUUAUAUCAUACUCAAUAUGAAACAUUUCGAUUAGUUAAAGAAUUUAUUGAUCCUGAAUUUCAAACUCAUCAAGCGAUUGCACGAGUUAUUGGUUUAGCAGCAUUGACUCUAACUGAUAUUGAUUUACUUCCAUUCAAUCCUGAAAGAUACCAUCAAGCACUUGUUGAUUUAUUUACUUUAACAAAAUCUGUUGCACCUCAAUCGAUUAAUUUUACAUCACUACAAAAUGCAAUCGAUCAAUUUAAAAAUGUUGCUACUCAAUUCAACUAUCGAGUUCAAACUACACUUGAUAAAUCAAAUCCAAUACAACUUCGAAUAGUUAAUGAUCAAUUGAUGCAAGUGGAACGAGCAUUUCAAAAUCCAUUAGGUAAUAGUAUUGAACAAUCUACUCUCAAUCUAUGUCAAAUGUGUAGUUCACGUUCAACAACGAAACAACAAGAACAUAAUAAUGUUGAAUAUGUUAUGUUACAAAAUAUUGAUGAUAAUGAUGAUGAUGAUGAAGAAGAAGAUAAAGAAUCAAUAUUAACAAAUGGUCAUUCAAAACAAGUUUUAUCUAAUGAAACAUUGAUACCAAUGGAUCAUGUAGAAAAAACUUGA